CGAUGGUGAGGCAGCUUAAUCUUAAUCGAGUCCUGCGAAUCUAGCCUUUAUGAGUAUAUCUUCAAGGCAAUAUUUUAAUAGCAGCAAAAUACGAAUCUGAUCUGUACCGCACUAUAAACAACUUCCACCAUCCUUUCUGUAAACGAUAAUUUGAUAGCGUAUAUAUUGUGUAGGCAGAUCUGAGGAUUUGGCUCAAGAUUAUGUUUGAAUUUGUUAAGAGUAACGCCGCGGAAUUCUUCUAUUUUUAAAUACGUCCCUUGAGGAAAUAUCAAGUAUUCUUGUGCUGAGGUAACCGUCAUCCUGGAGUGAAUCAUCUUAGUGCUGGAUUAUACUCAGAUCGGUAUACGUAUCCGACAACUUAUGUCAGGUGUUUAUAAAUUCAAGAGUGAUUCUCAGUGGGAUCUGGAUGAAAAUGUGGAAGAUGUUGACUAAUUUUUCUUCAAUGUGUAAUAAGCUGAUAAUGCCUGUUGAAGUAGGGGAAAUCAAGCAGGAACCAUCCAUGUCUGUAGAAGGAUCAGACAUGGAACACAUCAGUGAUAAAUCGAUCGACCAACCGCAGGACAUUGAGGAAAAACUACCCUUAGCGGAGGAGGAGAGUAAUGUUACUAAGCCCCCUAGUGAGAAUUUUGAACUGGGCAAUGAUAUUUCAAGCAGGGACACCUUAGAAUUCGACAUGAAAGAAAAAGAAAAUUUUUUAUCUAGUAGACUGAUCGAAGUGGAGGGAGAUGAUUCGGCGACGGAAAGUUUGCAGACUCUUGAAGAGGAGCAGGAAGAGCCCCAUGAUAGGUCCGACGGUUCAGACUCAGGUCUGGGGUCAGAAAUUUGCGAGGAAAGACAGGAAAUAACAUCAACCGACGCCCUGGAAUGCAGCGAUUCGGAAGCGUCAUUUUUUCCACGAAUGCCCAUCGAGAGUACCAUCGUUGACCGUUUUUCGGAAAUCGACGCCGACGUCCAAGAACCAUCGGACAUCGCCCAGGCUGAGAAAGGAAUCCCUAAGAGCACUGAGGACAUGUUGAAAGUACAACCCAAGAAGAGCAACUUGAAGAGGAAACUCCCAGUCGAUGACGACUCCGGUCCUAAGAUCAAGAAAAAACGCGGUAUAAGUUUUGACAGCGUUACUGUGUAUUAUUUCCCGAGGGCACAAGGUUUCACUUGCGUCCCUUCCCAGGGGGGUUCCACUUUAGGGAUGGGAGCCUACCACACUCACUCCAAGAAAUUCACGAUCGUGGAACACGCCAAUGAGCAGCGGAGGAUACACCGUCAGUUGAUGCAGCAGAUGCGGACCAAAAACGGCACUGCUUCGAAUGCGGCUGCUGCAACAUCCAGUGAAGAGAGCGAGAGUGAAGAAGAACCAAGUGACGCCUCUGAAUCCGAAAUGGACAUCGAUAAUUAUUACUUCUUACAACCUGUACCGACGCGACAAAGAAGAGCCCUUCUCAGAGCGGCUGGGGUUAGGAAAAUCGAGACUUACGAAAAAGACGACUGCAGGGUUAUAAGAAUGUCCAGGGAAUUUUGCGGGUGCGGUUGUAAAGGUUACUGCGAUCCUGAGACUUGUUCCUGCAGCCAAGCCGGCAUCAAAUGCCAAGUUGAUCGCUUGAAUUUCCCCUGUGGAUGCUCCAGAGACAACUGCGCCAAUUCCUCAGGUCGAAUCGAAUUCAACCCGGUAAGGGUGCGCACGCAUUUCAUCCAUACCCUGAUGCGGCUAGAACUCGAGAAGAAGCAAGAGAACGAGGAGGCUCUAAAAUCGGAAAAAAAAGAUUCGAACUGGAUGGAAAACGAACGGAUAAAUAUCGAAUACAAAGAGGAAAAAUCGAAAAACUGCAGGAUAAUGAAAUUCUCCAACGGUCCGGACGCGAGGAACGAGCUAGGGGUGGAAAGCUGCAUCCACGACGGCAGUUUCACGAAUCUACAUUACGGGGCGCCCGGGGAAGGCCCCGGGGGGCUGAACCCCCAAGGUUUCAGCGAUCUACCUGCACGCAGCGAUUCCCUAGACCUGUACUCUUUCAGGGAGGACUGUUACGGGGAGGAUUCGACACAAGACGGGAGCGCAGUCGAUAUAAAGCAUCCCUACUCGUCUACAACCCCGGUCUCGGGUCACGGGUUUCAGUUUUCCGAUACCCGGUAUUCCGACGGAGUUUUCCUGGCCGGCACCUCUCAGUACUCCGCCCCCCAUUCGACCAAUCAAUACUCGCCGUCUCCAUACCAUCCCGGUUUCACCGAUUUCAACGCGGUUUUCAACCCUUAUCCCAUGUACGGGGAGUUUCAGGGGGACAGUCAGAAAACGGCCGAACAGAAUUUCUCCACACCGAGUUGUAGUUAUGAACAGUUGUUGCCUACUAACGAGGGAUUCAGCUCGGAAAAUUCCGAAUCGAAGGAAAAUCAAUACACCUGUUUGAAUCCGGUAGUAGAGACGAAUAAUAAAGCGGAAUCCUUCGCCGAACUCAUACACGGGCGUUAUAACAGUUUUUCGUCCUUCAACGAGAACUUCGUUAUGAACGGUUCGCAGGAUGUAGUUGAGAAUGGCGAUGGUCAUAAGGUUGUUACCGAAAAUGCGGAAAAUACGAACAAUACGACAGAGUGCGCGGAAAAUUUCGGAGAGAUAAUCAAAAAAUCUAUUGUAGAAACGGUUUCUGCUUAGUCCCUUUAAAUUAUCAAAUUAUUACGUUUAUUAGUGAUUAUUGUAAAUGAGAUUUAUAUAAAUUGUAGAGAAUAUUGGAUUAAAAGUGUUUUAAUAAA
Messenger RNA from Coccinella septempunctata (seven-spotted ladybird), 2736 nucleotides. It is a transcript of the gene Axud1, whose product is annotated as cysteine/serine-rich nuclear protein 3. Gene Ontology annotation, biological process: regulation of transcription by RNA polymerase II. Lineage: Eukaryota; Metazoa; Arthropoda; Insecta; Coleoptera; Coccinellidae. The transcript has 3 exons. Gene Ontology annotation, molecular function: DNA-binding transcription factor activity, RNA polymerase II-specific; sequence-specific DNA binding. Gene Ontology annotation, cellular component: nucleus. The record is from RefSeq and is a predicted model, not a curated record. Bases 407 to 2638 code for a protein of 743 amino acids.